Messenger RNA from Urocitellus parryii (Arctic ground squirrel), 1010 nucleotides. It is a transcript of the gene Tmem134, whose product is annotated as transmembrane protein 134. The record is from RefSeq and is a predicted model, not a curated record. Lineage: Eukaryota; Metazoa; Chordata; Mammalia; Rodentia; Sciuridae.
GGGGGCGGGGCCGCGGCGACGCGGGGUUGACAGGCGCAGAUGGCGGCGGCGCWGGGCUCCUGAGCCGGAGGCGGCCAUGAGCGCCGCCCGGCCCCAGUUCAGCAUCGAUGACGCCUUCGAGCUGUCCCUGGAGGACGCGGGGCCCGGGCCCGAGUCCAGCGGGGUCGCCCGCUUUGGGCCGCUGCACUUCGAGCGCCGGGCCCGGUUCGAGGUUGCCGACGAGGACAAGCAGUCCCGGCUGCGCUACCAGAACCUGGAGAAUGAUGAGGAUGGAGCCCAGGCCUCGCCAGAACCGGAUGGGGGAGUCAGCACCAGGGAUUCUGGCCGAACAUCUAUACGCAGCUCCCAGUGGUCCUUUAGCACCAUCAGCAAUAGCACCCAGCACACCUACCAUUCCUGCUGCAGCUGGACCAAACAUCCUUUGAUCCAGAAGAACCUCCGGGUUGUGCUAGCCUCCUUCCUGCUCCUGCUGCUGGGGACAGCGCUGAUCCUGGUCGGCGUGGGACUGGAGGCGGCCCCGUCGCCAGGUGUCUCCAGCGCCAUCUUCUUCGUGCCAGGCUUCCUGCUGCUGGUCCCAGGAGGUGCGAGCGGGCGCCAGGGCAGGGCGGGGGGCGGGGAAGGGCGGAGCCUCGCACUGACAGGCCCCGCCCCUCAGUCUACCACGUGAUCUUCAUCUACUGCGCCGUCAAAGGCCACCGGGGCUUCCAGUUCUUCUACCUGCCCUACUUCGAGAAGUGAGMCGCUGGCGGGACGCUGGCGGGACGSUCGAUGCCUGCGAUUCGAGGCCGGGAGGCCGGGCCGCCGCCUCGCGUGCGGGGAGGCUACUCCGACCUGUGCGCCUCUUCUCAAGGGAAGAGGUCCUCUGGGACCCUCGCAACCCCAUACCCCCAGGAGUUUGCUCAGGAAGUGUGGGGCACCACCCCUUGCCUGCUUUGUGCCUUAACUUAUUCUCAGGCCCUGGAGUGUUGAGUCGAUGUUAUUUUGUGCUAAUAAAAGGAUCAUUAAUUCCA